CUGUCAGUGAUCUUCAGCUCGCAUCAUGAUGAGGAGGCGCUGCGCUGUGUAAAGAUGGCCGCCGUGGCUUCCUACGACCAGCUGGCCCACCAGGUGGAGGCGCUCCGCAAGGAGAACUCACACCUGAGGAGAGAGCUGGAGGACAACUCCCAGCACCUGUCCAAACUGGAGACAGAGACCUCCGGCAUGAAGGAGGUGUUGAAGCAGCUGCAGAGUAAACUGGAGCAGGAGGCGGGAACUCUGGCCUCGUCGGGACGGAGCGACGUGCUGCACCAACUCAAAGAGCUCCACAUGGACCUGACUAACUACUAUGAGCUGAAGCAUCAGCCUCACAACCUGCGGCUGCUGGCGGACAGCCUGGGGGGGGCGGAGCCUCCCAGCAGAGCGCCGUCCCGUCUGAGCACGGCGUCCGGGGCCGAGGCCGCUGCCGCCAUGAUGCCGCAUCACUUCCUGGACGGAGCGCCGCCUAAAACAGCUGUGAUCAGCGGAGCGGACGGACGGAUGAGCGACCAUCACCAAGAGGAACUGUACAAGGAGAGGAACCUGCUGCUCGGGGAGAUCGACCGCGAGGAGAGGGAGCGCUGCUGGUACUUCAGCCAGCUGGAGGCGCUGUCACAGAGACUGGCUCAACUUCCUCGCAUCGACACGUUUUCUCUGCAGAUGGAUCUGAUCCGGCAGCAGCUGGAGUUCGAGGCGCAGCAGGUCCGAUCCGUGAUGGAGGAACGCUUCGGCACCAGCGACGAGAUGGUUCAGAGAACGCAGAUACGUGUUGCUCGUCUGGAACAGCUGGAGAAGGAGCUACAGGAGGCCCGAGGGAGUCAAGAGACCCAGCUACAGCUGUCUGGAGCUGAGAAACCCCCUGCUGGAGAACCAGAGAGCAACACAUCAUCGUCUGCUGCAGCAGGAUCAGAAGCCGGUGCAGACGGAGGUAGCAAGGUGGAGAUGGUGUUCUGGCUGCUCUCCAUGCUCGCUAACCGAGACAAGGAGGAGAUGUCCCGGACUCUGCUGGCUCUGUCCAGCUCUCAGGACAGCUGCAUCGUCAUGAGGAAGUCCGGCUGCGUCCCCCUCCUGGUCCAGAUCCUCCACGAAGCUCCAGGCGGCAGCGCCAGUGGACCAGCGGAGACGACGGCCACGGCCGCGGCUGCAUCCGCGUCCGCGCCCACAGGCUGCAGCCGAGAAGCCAAAUCCAGAGCCAGCGCCGCCCUGCACAACAUCAUCUACUCGCAGCAGGACGAGGGACAGGCCCGCCGCGAGAUGAGAGUGCUGCACUUGCUGGAGCAGGUCCGCACGUACUGCGACAGCGGCUGGGACUGGACCGAGAGCCACGCGGGGACCCCAUCCCCGGGAGGAACCAAAACCACCGACAUCCCUGAACCUGUGGACCCUCAGAUCUGUCAGGCCAUGUGCGCCAUCAUGAAGCUUUCCUUCGAAGAAGAGUACCGACGCGCCAUGAACGAACUAGGCGGGCUGCAGGUGGUGGCCGAUCUGAUCCACCUGGAUCAGGACAUGUACGGCAUGCUGAACGACCCCAUCAACAUGGCUCUGCGCCGCUACGCAGGGAUGGCUGUCACUAACCUCACCUUCGGAGACGUCGUCAACAAGGCCACUCUGUGCUCUAAGAAGAGCUGUCUGCAGGCGCUGGUGGCCCAGCUGGCCUCCGACAGCGAGGAGCUGCAUCAGGUGGUCUCCAGCAUCCUGAGGAAUCUGUCCUGGAGGGCCGACAUCAACAGCAAGAAAGUCCUCCGAGACAUCGGCUGUGUGUCUGCACUGAUGACCUGCGCCCUGCAGGCCACCAAGGAGUCGACGUUGAAGAGCCUCCUGAGCGCUCUGUGGAACCUGUCGGCUCACAGCAUCGACAACAAGGUGGCCAUCUGCUCCGUGGACGGCGCUCUGGGCUUCCUGGUCAGCACGCUGACGUACCGAUGUCAGACCAACUCGCUCGCCAUCAUCGAGAGCGGAGGAGGAAUCCUCCGAAACGUCUCGAGUCUGGUCGCCACGCGGGAAGACUACAGGCAAAUCCUCAGGGACCACAACUGCCUCCAGACUCUGCUGCAGCACCUGCGCUCCCACAGUCUGACCAUAGUGAGCAACGCUUGCGGGACCCUCUGGAACCUUUCUGCCCGAAGUCCGAAAGACCAGGAGCUGCUGUGGGACCUCGGGGCGGUCAGCAUGCUGCGCAACCUUAUCCACUCCAAGCACAAGAUGAUAGCCAUGGGCAGCGCCGCAGCUUUAAGGAACCUCCUCACUAAUCGACCCCUGAAAUAUAAGGAUGCUGCCGUCGUGUCCCCUGGCUCGUGCAUGCCCUCGCUCUACAUGAGGAAACAGAAGGCUCUGGAGGCGGAGCUGGAUGCCAAACACCUAGCGGAGACUUUUGAUACGCUUGAGAAACAGAGCCCCAAGCACCUGACCAUCAACAAGCCGCUACGGCACAUUGAGAGCCUGGCAAAGGAUUACGCGUCUGAUUCUGGUUGUUUCGAUGAUGAUGAGGGCCCUAACGUCUCCAGUAGCCUGGACACUGGGAGCUUCUCUAUGCUGUCCAUGUUCCUUACCAACUCUAACUUCCUGCAGAACCAGCCACGUAAGAGGGACAGUGAACCUGAGAGAGACGUGGACAUGCCCCAGGUGGCCGAGAAGAGACACGCACCUCCUGACGAUGUAUCUGCUGCUGCAGAGAAGCUAGCUAAAAAGAUCACCAACACGGUUGCCAAGAUCGACAGGUUAGUGGAGGAUAUCACAAUGCACACGUCCUCCGAGGACAGUUUCAGCCUCAGCUCUGAAGACCAUUUGGCUGACUGGCCUUACGGUAUGGAUGAACUCAAUGAAGCCCGGGCAAAAUCAUGCUCCCCCUGCCGUCUCUCUGAUACAAGCAACUUGGCCCACAGGGAACGCCUCAAUAGAGCCCACGCACUCUUGCGCCUCAAAACUGCCCAUACAAGCGUAUCAACAGACAGCCUAAACAGUGGAAGCACCAGUGAUGGAUACUGCGGCAGCAAAGAUCAAAUGCGACCUGCUCCAAAAGCUCUAUUGAUGCAACAACGACCCAACCAGCUUGAUCUUAAGGUGGCUCAUCAAGAUUACCUUAAUGUAGGAACUGCUGUCCUGAAUGAGACUAACCAGCAACAUAUCCCGGAGAGAGAUUCUGUGGAAAACAAUGAUGUGACUGCUCUAGAGCUCAGCAGCACAGAUGCAGAAAAGAACCAGGAUCAACCUGCACAAACACCUGUCAGUGUAUCCACUAAAUUCUCCUCUGACGUCAGCAUGACUUCAAUUAAACUGUCUCCGUCUUAUCAACAGGUCCCGCUGAUUCAGAGCGUGGCCAAAUUUGGUGUAGCAAAGACGACCAUCAAUGUCCAGGCUGCCCAAGCAAUGAGGAGACAAGCAUGGGUACCUACUGUGAUGACUGGGGGUAGCAUAACAAAGUUUUCUCCAAUGGCAUCCGCCAGAAGCCCAACCAUCGGGCCAAUGGAGACGGUCCAGAAAUACUCCGUGGAGAACACCCCGAUUUGCUUCUCCCGCUGCAGUUCACUGUCCUCCCUCUCUUCCGGAGACGAAGCGCUGGAUGAACAAAGUGAAAAUGAGCUGGAGAGUGACUCGUCAUUGGAAAUAAUAGAAGUGGAGGAUGGAGAAGUGGUGAAGAGAGCUGAGGAGGAUGAAACCUUGGAGGAUCUGAGUGACAGUCAGCUGCUGAUGACUGACUCAAAAACCUUCCCCAGCAAAGAGACCAAUCCCAUCCAGAUUCCCUGUGCUGCCAAAAAGGAAAAGGUGUUCCUAAGAGGAGCAUCGCCAGCCAUACUUGAAGACAGAUCUCCAUCCAGUUCAUCUGAGAACUACAUCCACGAGACACCCCUGGUAAUGAGUCGCUGUAGCUCAGUCAGUUCACUGGGCAGCUUUGAGUCUCCCUCUAUUGCAAGCUCAAUCCAAAGUGACCCAUGCAGUGAGAUGAUUGAUGGAACAAUAAGCCCUAGUGAUCUUCCCGACAGCCCAGGGCAAACCAUGCCUCCUAGUCGAAGUAAAACUCCAUGUUGCAUUGAGCCAAAUGGACCGGAAACACAGCCCACAGGAAUAGCAGGCCAAUGGGAAAGCAGCCUGCGCAAGUUCAUGGAGAUAGCCGACUGCAAAGAGAGGUUUAACUUUCCUCCUGACCUGGACACCAUGAUCUACUUCACUGUGGAAAAGCCCACUGAAAACUUCUCGUGUGCUUCGAGCUUAAGUGCUCUGCCUCUUCACGAACACUACAUACAAAAAGAUGUGGAGCUGAAAUUGACACCCCUACUUAAGCAAAAUGACAAAAAUCUUCCUUUCCCUGACGAGGAUGAGCAAGGAUUCGACCACGGAGAGAGAUAUAGUGAAGGCAAUUCAGACGAUGACAUAGAAAUCUUAAAGGAAUGCAUCAACUCAGCAAUGCCCUCCAAGUUCAGAAAAGUAAGACCUUCGCUGAUGACCACCAUCCCUCCUCAUCUUCUCAAUUCCCAGAUCCGAAAGCCGAUACAUCUUCCCGUGUACAUGAUGCUCCCCAAUGGCAAAACCCAAAUGUGUCCAGGAAGAAGAAUUGUCAUCCCGCAAAGGGACUUCAAAUUGGAUGAUUCGUCAUUGACAGAUUCUGCAGAAGGUACACCAGUAAAUUUCUCCAGCACAACAUCACUUAGUGACGAAACACUCCAGUAUCCUGUGAAGGACAGGGGGGCUAAAGACUGCACAGCCAAAGGUAUGAACAAACAGGAAUUGCUCGACGACGAGGCAAAGAGGAUAGAAGACUUGAGGAUAUUCUCACACUUCCAUAAACCCAACAAGAUGAACUAUCCACCCGAGAUACAAAUUAACCGAGCAACCAAACACAUAGUUCCCACACAGAGGGUGCUAAUGCAGAGCAAAGAGGUAGCCGAUAGGGUGGCAAACCAAAGAAAUCGUGAUCAGUCUCCUAACCAACAAAAGAAGAGGCAAGGUCAAGGCCCAGUCAGGAAACUCGAACUGCCGGUCAUUAAGCAGAACAAAGACGGUAACCUUAAUAUGGUAUCACAAAAAGGAAAAACAAUCUUCCGACAAAUGACUCAUUCUUCAGAGGACAGUAACAGCUUCUAUGAUGACGAAAAUGACGCAAUGAAACAAAUAAGUAGAAAACAGAUCAGAGAGGAAAGUAGAAAUACCCUUUCCCGGAGCAUGACGAAUAUUGGCAGGAUUGAUAAUUCCCAAGCAAUGCCCAGAGGAUUUCACAGGAUUAAACAGAAUCUGAUAAAGGAUGAAUCCCUGGCAUGUUACUCACUGAGCUCCUCGCUUAGUUCGCUGAGUGAUGCUGAGUUUGAGGAUCAUAAAUCAAAAGCCCAGCAAAUAUGGUACAAAAACAGACACAACAAAACACUGAAUAUGAUGAAACAAACGAAGCCAAUGAACAUUCACAGCCAAUACGACGAGCCGAGCUCGCCAAGCUCCGUCAGCAUGGAUUCGGAGGAUGACCUCCUUCAGAAAUGCAUUACAUCUGCCAUGCCCAAGCAGAGAAGGAAGCUUGCUGCAAGGAAGAGGAAGGCAGAAAAUAUUCAAAAACAAAAGGCCUCUGAUGGGUGGACCAUGGAUGAGGAAAUGGAUAGUGAUGACACGGCAUGGGAUAAAGAUUCAGACCUCAAUAGUAUUGAAUGGAGAGCCAUACAAGAAGGUGCAAACUGUGUAGUCACUGGGCUGCAGGCAUCAAAGUCUCAGGACCCAUCCUCUGAAGAGACUGAAUCAGUCCUGUCAUUCAUGUCAACAUCCAGCUUUACACCCAAAGAAAGGACAUUUGCUAAAGACAAAAAGGCGAAUAAGCCUCUAGACUUCGCACAGCGCAAGCCAGUUCCGAACUUACCAGUGGUUUUCCGAGGCAGGACAGUGAUCUAUACACCGAUAAAAGAGGCAGCUCCAUCGCAAAUACCUCCUCCCAGAAAAGUACCAACCAAGACCGAUGCUCCAAAGAAUCCAAACCUUGCUCAGCACAGAUCCAAGAGCCUUCACCGAUUAGGUUACCCCCAGGACAUUGAACUGUCUUUGCCAAAGAGGAGCUCUACUCCGCCUCCAAGGAUACCAAAAAGUUCAUCCUCUGGAUCAUCGCAAAGCUCGACACCGUCCAAACAGUCGCAGAAAAAGAUAACAUCCCCGAUUCAGACAAAUAAAUCCAUCCAGAAAAAGAAUGCCUCCCCAGCAGCUAGCAGCCCCCCGGAAAGAAGGGGACGCUCUCCUGUUGUGAAUCAAACUCAAAAAUCCCCACCACCAAAAACUCAAAAGUCACCCGUCCGUAUCCCUUUUAUGCAAAAUGCAGUCAGGCCCAGAGCUCUGUCACCUCUGGUAACUAACCAGACAAGCGGAAGACAAACCAAUCAGGUCAACGGAAAAAGGGUGUCCCCCGCCAAUCGAUUUGAAAUGGUCAGGAUGUCUUCUGUCCAUUCAAGCGGCUGCGAGUCUGAGCGCAAUGGAUUCCUGAGACAGCUGACUUUCAUUAAGGAAUCACAGACUGCGUUAAGGCGCGACGCCUCUGCACGCAACAUGCCUCGAUCUCAGAACGGAUCCCCCCGCAGAGCAGUUCCUGGAGCUUCGGCUGUCUUCCUUUGCUCGUCACGCUGUCAGGAACUCAAGGCUGCGCAAGCCCAGAGAAGGGUGCAAGUAAAAGAUCCAAGACAAGAACAGCAAGUCCAGAGGCCGGAGCGUGGCCUUCAGAAGCAGAGUACACCCCUCUCUAGAGCGACCUCCAGUGAACGUGACCUAGCUGCAAGACGCUCAGCAAGGAGAACUAGCUCUGAAAGCCCCUGCAGGGUGGCUCAGAAAAAGGGGCCUGGAAGAGUGUCCGGAGCCAGGCAACAAGAAGACAAAGAUACCUUUAAGCGUCAUGCCUCGUCACCGAGCAUAAACAUACUGAGCAGAGUGACCAGCCGUUCUUCGCUCCGCUCGUCAUCGUCCGAUUCGAGCGGCAGAGCCAAGAGCGAGGACGAUACAAAGAAGAAAGGGCAGAGAUCUGCAUCCCGGCUGAAUGACAGAGUCACCUGGAGGAGGAUAAGGGAUGAAGAUGUACCUCAGAUCUUGAAAAGCACUCUGCCAGCCAAUGCAUUACCUCUGGCGCCUUCUCCUGACGGGGAAAGGCCAAAGCCACCAGCUCUUCCAGGAAAACUGCCAACCAUUCUACUCGCAUCUCGCAAGACAAGCGAUGCGACAGUCCAGACGGAAGAUUUUUCCAACAACAAGACCAACUCGAGCACCUCUCCGGCGGUAGAAACAGCUCGAGUGAUCUCAGACGAAGUGGCCCGAUUGGCGCUGCUCAGAAAGAUUAGUGUCCCCUCUGGGAGUAACGUCCAGGACGGGGAUUCAGACGUCUCCCUGAGGAGCCACAGCAACGUCUCCACAGGUACGUCCGACAGCCAUGUGGGCGGAGUUGUCCAUUUCCGCCAAGGAUCCCCCAGCAAGGCCGCCCGAAUCACUCCAUUUAAUUACACCCCAAGCCCCAUUUCCUGCUGCACGCAAGACACACAGAGCCAAGGAGCCCCAAUCAAUGAAAAGUCAGGGGAAAAGUGAGUCCUAAAAAGUAGAGAGGAUUACUGGACGACUUUACUGUGUUCCUGAAUGAGACUCAGUACUCAGGUGGACAGACUCGGGAGUGUGCUGGCCCCUAUACCUCGGAUAUUGACCCUUUACUUUCCCCAUUCAGACAUUGCAUUCAAGUUUUUCUCUCUGAACAAUUGAUCACGGCUUCCAUCUAGCAUUCAUAACAGAGUUGGAUGUAUGCAUUGAGACAGGUCUGACGUGAACAGACCGUGAAUAACUUUUCAGAGAUGCAUUUCAGAGAAAAAUCUCACAUGAAACGGAAGAGCAUCUUUUUGUACUUUCUUUUGUAUUUGUAGAAUAAUCAUUGCCUGGUAGAAAUGUAGUGGAAACAUAACGCAAAAAGACAAUGAACUUGAUUUCAGCACAUAAAUCACCAUCGGUCUCCUGGACAGAAUCGAUAAAAGAACAAUAUUAUGCAAACUUUUGAAGGAUUACUCAGCUGGACUUUUUACCUGAAAAGG
Messenger RNA from Sander lucioperca (pikeperch), 8018 nucleotides. It is a transcript of the gene apc2, whose product is annotated as APC regulator of WNT signaling pathway 2. Lineage: Eukaryota; Metazoa; Chordata; Actinopteri; Perciformes; Percidae. The record is from RefSeq and is a predicted model, not a curated record. Gene Ontology annotation, cellular component: catenin complex; beta-catenin destruction complex; cytoplasmic microtubule. The transcript is spliced from 14 exons. Gene Ontology annotation, biological process: cell fate specification; negative regulation of microtubule depolymerization; nervous system development. Gene Ontology annotation, molecular function: gamma-catenin binding; beta-catenin binding; microtubule binding. The coding region runs from base 55 to 7527 and encodes 2490 amino acids.